Molecule: messenger RNA, 861 nt
Organism: Talaromyces rugulosus
Lineage: Eukaryota; Fungi; Ascomycota; Eurotiomycetes; Eurotiales; Trichocomaceae
Exons: 3
Coding region: 1-861 (286 amino acids)
Biological process (GO): lipid catabolic process
Source: RefSeq, a predicted model, not a curated record
AUGAAGCUCACAGCUUGGACGAGCAUGGCGCUUGCGCUGCCUGCUCUCGCAGACGUUACUACCACGUUGCUCGACGACCUGACUCUGUUCUCGCAGUACAGUGCAGCUGCAUACUGCUCAACCAACCUCAACUCCACGGGCGUUGCUGUAGCCUGCUCAGUGGGCAACUGUCCUCUGGUCGAAGCCGCCGAUACCCAGAUCCUCUACGAUUUUGACGAAUCAUGCAAGUUCGGCGACGCAUCCGGCUUCAUCGCCGUCGACAACACCAACAACCUGAUCGUGCUCUCGUUCCGCGGUAGCCACGAUCUGAGCAACUGGAUCGCAAACCUCGAUUUCUUCCUCGUCGAGACUGCCAGCAUCUGCGAGGGCUGUUAUAUGCACGGCGGAUUCUGGGAAACCUGGCAGACCGUCGCCGUGACCAUCACGGAGCAGUUGGAAGCCGCGCUUACGGCGAACCCUGGAUAUACACUUGUCAUGACGGGACACAGUUUGGGCGCUGCGCUAGCAGCCAUUGCGGCGACGGAGUUUAGGAAUGAGGGUAUUGACGUUGAGCUGUACAACUACGGCCAACCGCGCCUCGGCAACCUCGCACUCGCAGAGUACAUCACCAACCAAACACAAGCCAGCAACUACCGCGUCACACACUCCGACGACAUUGUGCCCAAACUCCCUCCGCGGUUAUUAGGUUUCGACCACUACAGUCCCGAAUACUGGAUCACGAGCGCGAACAAUGUGAGUGUGACUGAUGCCGAUGUGGUGCAAGUGGUUGGCAUUGAUUCGACAGACGGGAAUGAUGGCACCAUUUUGGAUGAUAUUGAGGCCCAUCGCUGGUAUCUUGGGUAUAUUUCCGAGUGCUCGUAA